CUUAAACAAUUUCAACGUAAAUCACACACUGUUUUGCCUAUCCCUCUUUAACCUAAGAAAAUAUGCAAUGCAUUUUGAUUUGUAAAAAAACGAAAAGUCGUGAAGAAUAUAAAACUUAAAACAAUGCCGUGCUUAGUUUAUCAUAACAAACUUAUUAAAUAGAGACAAAAGUUAUCUAAAAACAAAGAGUGUUGUGCGUAUUUGUAGAUAGUUAAAAUAUAUAGAAAAAAAUAUGAAGUCAUCUUUAUUCCCUGUGAAAUCUUUAUGCAACAACAACAAAAAAUCAACUCGUAGAUAAAUUCAUAUCAUCCUGCCAAGGAAGAUAUUUUACGCUAAAAAAAUAAGAUACAAAUUGUAACCAUGAAAAUAAUGCGUUUGAGGCAUGCAAAACUUAUUAUUAUCCUGAUAGUAUUAGCGAACCUGGUGCUCUUCUAUUACACUUGGAAAUCGGUCCUUUGGAAAUCCAUCGUAGAUCCUGGUGAUGAAAGUGGAAAUAAUCAAUUGCAAAAAUCAAAAACACCCCAAACAGCAAAGGAUAAAAUAAAAACCGCCAACAAACACAUUCGCAAGUCGAUAACUAUUGUUUUCAGGACCUUUUACACAUUUGAGAAUGAUAUCAAGGCAUCCAUUGACAGCAUCUUGGAAAUAGUCCCCAAUAUUCCGAUUCUUGUUGUGCAAGACACGCUGCCAUAUCCUCCGGUGACUUAUGAGACAAAUCUUACCGAACCGAGCACUGUGCGUUUUCUAAAUUUAGGAUUUGAUAUACAAAAGUCAUCGAAGGAAAUGAAUCCUUUGCUGGCCAUCAAAACUAAAUAUGUCCUUUUUAUGCCCGAUAGUGUUCGGUUGAACAAUAAGAACUUACUUCAAAAAAUCCUUAAAGAAAUCAAUAAUAGCCACAGAGAACAGGUUGAUGGGGUUGGCAAGGUUGGAGUAGGCGGCGGUGGCGGUGGCGGUGGAAAUGGUGGUGGUGGAAUUGUUGAUAGCGAUGACAUUGUUCGGAGGGUGGUUAUUGUUCCCUUUGCUGGUAAUAUUAAGUCCUUUAGCAGCUGCACACAGGUGAAUUUGGAUUUGCCUAAUUGGACGAUACAGUAUAUAGCGGUGAAUAGUAGUGAUAAGUGUGACUUGUAUUUGCAAAAGCAUGCGAUUUUGGUAGACACCGGAGUUUUGCGAGAGAUGCCAGACCCAUUUGGGUCUCCGUUUCCAGAGCUGUUUUAUAUUCAAGCAAAAGCUGCAAAAAUUGAAAAAACCAUCUUUCCCAACGCAUUUCAAGAUGGAAGACGUCUUUUCGCCUCCUAUCACACCAAACAACGUCGCAUGGAAAAUCGUCGACGACAAUUCAAGGAAAUGUACAAGAAAUUACAAAUCAAGCGAAUCGUUAAGAGAUCUCAUAAGAUCACAUCGAAGACUGAUCUCAAGGAAUCCUUAGGCCCUUCGCAUAAUCUUGUUUUGGAUGGACAAUUUUCAUCGUCGAACUUCUCGUUGCCACAAGCGACUGAAAUCGAUUUAAUUGGUUGUGAGAGGACAUCGAAAUCGUGUGUUGGGCCAGUUUAUAACAUGAAGCCGUUUUAUGUGUACCUCAACAAACAUACCCCACCUUGCUGUUUGGACAAACUCAAGACAACAUUCAAUCAUGUCUUGGAGGAAUUCGAAAACGUUGGCAUUCGCUAUUGGCUCGAUAAUUAUGCUCUCAAGACGGCUAUUGAAACCAACAAUCUUUCGCCGGAUGCCUAUGAUAUCGAUAUAAGUUUCAACGUUUUCGACUUGGAGCGAUCGAACUCGCUGAAAAAAUCCCAGACAAAGCCAUUCAUAGACAACGAAGGCUUUUACUGGAUGAAAGCCACUGACGGUCAUUACUUUCGCGUACAAUUUUCAAAGAUCAAUCAAAUCGGACUUAAUCUAUUACCAUUCGAAAUCUCCGGAAAUAUAGUGAAGCCAAAUGCAUUUUUUGGCUGGAAGGCAAAGGAGUUUUCCGGUGAUUACUUGCAUCCUAUGUCGACUGUAUUAUUCCUCGGUAAAAAUAUUCAGUGCCCAAAUAAUGUGAGGGAAUAUUUAGAAUUUAAAAAUAUUAAGUGAAUCACAGUUGGUUGUAUUUAAAUGAAAACAAAAAAAUAUUAUUAUUAAAUGCCGAAUAACAGAAUACAUAACUUUCAACAACAAAUACACAAUUCGUGAUGUGUGAUAUAUUUUUAAAAAAUGCAUUUUUAGGUGUUGUAUCUUGGAAAUAUAUGUUGAACACUCUUUUACUUUACUCUCUGUAAUACUUUUAUUACUUUUAGUAAUUAAAAUGUUUAGUUUAAGUUAGUUUAAGUGAAAAAAAUAUUAUCUGUGCUUUAUUUGUUAAAUUUUAUUGUAUGAAAAAUAAAUAAGGCAACUGAUAGUCACAGUUCACAUCACAGAAGAGUCAAAAAAGUUCUGUAUUAAAAAAUUAUGGAACGAAAGAUCCAUGGCUCAUUAAAUUAUGUAAACAAGAAUUUUUUAAAUUAAUUUUUAUUCAUUUUCGAAAAAGUUUUAGUAAAUUUGUCAAAUAAUUGAUAUUAGCUAAAAGGGUGAGAACGGUGACUAUUGGAAAUUUGCUCCCUCUCUCUUUCUCUUA
Eupeodes corollae is the source of this 2593-nucleotide messenger RNA. RefSeq names its product ribitol 5-phosphate transferase FKRP. Lineage: Eukaryota; Metazoa; Arthropoda; Insecta; Diptera; Syrphidae. The record is from RefSeq and is a predicted model, not a curated record. The transcript is spliced from 3 exons. Gene Ontology annotation, biological process: protein O-linked glycosylation via mannose. The coding region runs from base 361 to 2073 and encodes 570 amino acids. Gene Ontology annotation, cellular component: Golgi apparatus.